Carlito syrichta (Philippine tarsier) is the source of this 11961-nucleotide messenger RNA. It is a transcript of the gene KMT2C, whose product is annotated as lysine methyltransferase 2C. The record is from RefSeq and is a predicted model, not a curated record. The transcript has 46 exons. Bases 540 to 11942 code for a protein of 3800 amino acids. Gene Ontology annotation, molecular function: histone binding; histone H3K4 methyltransferase activity; transcription coactivator activity. NCBI's taxonomy places the organism in Eukaryota, Metazoa, Chordata, Mammalia, Primates, Tarsiidae. Gene Ontology annotation, biological process: positive regulation of transcription by RNA polymerase II. Gene Ontology annotation, cellular component: MLL3/4 complex.
UCAAAGAACAUUCGGCAGAAGAGGAUGCUGAAGCAGAAGUAGAUAACAGCAAACAACCUGUUCCCGCUCUUCAGCGAUCUGUGUCUGAGGAAUCUGCACACUCCCUGGUCUCUGUUGGUGUAGAAGCCAAAAUCAGUGAACAGCUCUGCGCUUUUUGUUACUGUGGGGAAAAAAGUUCCUUAGGACAAGGAGACUUAAAACAAUUCAGAGUAACACCUGGAUUUAUCUUGCCAUGGAGAAACCAACCUUCUAACAAGAAGGACGCUGAUGACAACAGCAAUGGAACCCAUGAGAAAAUACAAAACUUGGCAUCACGAAAACAAAGAGGACAGAGAAAAGAACGAUCUCCUCAGCAGAAUAUAGUCACCUGUGUAAGUGUAAGCACCCAGACAGCUUCAGAUGAGCAGGCUGGUAAACUAUGGGAUGAACUCAGUCUAGUUGGCCUUCCAGAUGCCAUUGAUGUCCAAGCCUUAUUUGAUCCUACAGGCACUUGUUGGGCUCAUCACCGUUGUGUGGAGUGGUCACUAGGAGUAUACCAGAUGGAAGAACCGCUGUUAGUAAACGUGGACAAAGCUGUUGUCUCAGGGAGCACAGAACGAUGUGCAUUUUGUAAGCACCUUGGAGCCACUAUCAAAUGCUGUGAAGAGAAAUGUACCCAGAUGUACCAUUACCCUUGUGCUGCUGGCGCCGGCACCUUUCAGGAUUUCAGUCACAUCUUCCUUCUUUGUCCAGAGCAUAUUGACCAAGCUCCUGAAAGAUCGAAGGAAGAUGCAAACUGUGCAGUGUGCGACAGCCCGGGAGACCUCUUAGAUCAGUUCUUUUGUACUACUUGUGGUCAGCACUAUCAUGGAAUGUGCCUGGAUAUAGCGGUUACUCCAUUAAAACGUGCAGGUUGGCAAUGUCCUGAGUGCAAAGUGUGCCAGAACUGCAAACAAUCGGGAGAAGAUAGCAAGAUGCUAGUGUGUGAUACGUGUGACAAAGGGUAUCAUACUUUUUGUCUUCAACCUGUUAUGAAUUCAGUACCAACCAAUGGCUGGAAAUGCAAAAAUUGCAGAAUAUGUGUAGAGUGUGGCACACGAUCUAGUUCUCAGUGGCACCACAAUUGCCUGAUAUGUGACAGUUGUUACCAACAGCAGGAUAACUUAUGUCCUUUCUGUGGGAAAUGCUAUCAUCCAGAAUUGCAGAAAGACAUGCUUCACUGUAAUAUGUGCAAAAGAUGGGUUCACUUAGAAUGUGAUAAAGCAACAGAUCAUGAACUGGAUUCUCAGCUCAAAGAAGAAUAUAUCUGCAUGUAUUGUAAACACUUAGGCGCUGAGAUGGAUCCAUUACAACCAGGUGAUGAAGUAGAGAUGGCUGAACUUGCUACAGAUUAUAACACUGAGAUGGAAGUCGAAGGCCCUGAAGACCCAAUGGAAUUUUUGGAGCCCGCGGUUAAUAAAGAUGUCAAUUGUCAAGAUUCCACCCCUGGAAUUGUUCCAGAUGCAGUUCAAGUCCACACUGAAGAGCAGCAGAAGAGUAAGCCAUCAGAAAGUCUUGACACAGAUAGUCUUCUCAUUUCUGAACCAUCCCAAAAUCAAAUGAAUACUGAAGCAGAAAAUCAGACUUCUAAUGAAAUUGAUAGUGAAAAAAGGGAAAUAUCUUCUAAAGUGAUGCAUUAUUGUGAUGAAGAUAAAAGUGAAGACAAAAUGGAAGUGGCAGAAAACAUCAAAGUUCUUCCUCACGAGAUCAUUGUGCGGCAAGAGGAAUUGCAAUUUUUAGAGGAACCUAAAACAAUGAUAUUCAAAAAAGAAUCAAGGCCUCCAAAACUAGUUGGUGAAUCUAUCACUGUCCCACCAGAAGCCUUAGUGUCCCUACUUGAGGAAGGUACCUCAUUAGGUUCUAAGGAAGCGUCAGUUGUAGAAAGGAUACAAGAAAAACUGGAACAGAAAGAAAAUUCUGAAUUUUCCACCAGACUGAUGGACUCUGAAAUGACUCCUGUAAUUGAGAAUUGUGUGAAAGAUGGUUCAUGCCAAGGAGAUAAAUCUAUAAAAUUAUCAUCUGAGACAGAGGCAUUAUUUUCAUCAGCAGCAGACAUUAGUAAGGCAGAUGUGUCUUCCUCUUCAACACUUUCUUCAGACUUGCCUUCACAUGACAUACUGCAUAGAUAUCCAUCAACUCUCAGUUCUUCUACUGGAAACAUCAUGCCAACAACUUACAUCUCAGUCACUCCAAAAAUUGGCAUGGGUAAACCAGCUAUUACUAAAAGAAAAUUUUCUCCUGGUAGACCUCGGUCCAAACAGGGGGCUUGGAGUACCAAUAAUACAGUGAGCCCACCUUCCUGGUCCCCAGACAUUUCAGAAGGUCGGGAAAUUUUUAAACCCAGGCAGCUUCCUGGCAGUGCCAUUUGGAGCAUCAAAGUGGGCCGUGGAUCUGGAUUUCCAGGAAAGCGGAGACCGCGAGGUGCAGGACUGUCAGGACGAGGUGGCAGAGGAAGGUCAAAAUUAAAAAGUGGAAUCGGAGCUGUUGUGUUACCUGGGGUGUCUGCUGCAGAUAUUUUAUCAAAUAAGGAUGAAGAAGAAAACUCUAUGCACAAUACAGUUGUAUUGUUUUCUAGUAGUGACAAGUUCACUUUGAAUCAGGAUAUGUGUGUAGUUUGUGGCAGUUUUGGCCAAGGAGCAGAAGGAAGAUUACUUGCUUGUUCUCAGUGUGGUCAGUGUUACCAUCCAUACUGUGUCAGUAUUAAGAUCACUAAAGUGGUUCUUAGCAAAGGUUGGAGGUGUCUUGAGUGCACUGUGUGUGAGGCCUGUGGGAAGGCAACUGACCCAGGAAGACUCCUGCUGUGUGAUGAUUGUGACAUAAGUUAUCACACCUACUGCCUAGACCCUCCAUUGCAGACAGUUCCUAAAGGAGGCUGGAAGUGCAAAUGGUGUGUUUGGUGCAGACACUGUGGAGCAACAUCUGCAGGUCUACGAUGUGAAUGGCAGAACAACUACACACAGUGUGCUCCUUGUGCGAGCUCAUCUUCCUGCCCGGUCUGCUGUCGAAACUAUAGAGAAGACGACCUUAUUCUGCAGUGUAGACAGUGUGAUAGAUGGAUGCAUGCAGUUUGUCAAAACUUAAAUACUGAGGAAGAAGUGGAAAAUGUAGCAGACAUUGGUUUUGAUUGUAGCAUGUGCAGACCCUAUAUGCCUGCGUCUAAUGUGCCUUCCUCAGAUUGCUGUGAAUCUUCACUUGUAGCACAAAUUGUCACAAAAGUAAAAGAGCUAGACCCACCCAAGACUUACACCCAGGAUGGUGUGUGUUUAACCGAAUCAGGGAUGACUCAGUUACAAAGCCUCACAGUCACAGUUCCAAGAAGAAAGCGAUCAAAACCAAAAUUGAAAUUGAAGAUUAUAAAUCAGAAUAGUGUGGCUGUCCUUCAGACCCCUCCAGACAUCCAGUCAGAGCAUUCAAGGGACGGUGAAAUGGAUGAUAGUCGAGAAGGUGAACUUAUGGAUUGUGAUGGAAAAUCAGAAUCUAGUCCUGAGCGGGAAGCUGUGGAUGAUGAAACUAAGGGAGUAGAAGGAACAGAUGGUGUCAAAAAGCGAAAAAGGAAACCAUACAGACCAGGUAUUGGUGGAUUUAUGGUGCGGCAAAGAAGUCGAACUGGGCAAGGAAAAACCAAAAGAUCUGUGAUCAGAAAAGAUUCCUCAGGCUCUAUUUCUGAGCAAUUACCUAGCAGAGAUGAUGGCUGGAGUGAACAGUUACCAGAUACUCUAGUUGAUGAAUCUGUUUCUGUUACUGAAGGCACUGAAAAAAUAAAGAAGAGAUACCGAAAAAGGAAAAAUAAGCUUGAAGAAACCUUCCCUGCCUAUUUACAAGAAGCUUUUUUUGGAAAAGAUCUUCUAGAUACAAGUAGACAAAACAAGCUGAGUUUAGAUAAUCUAUCAGAAGAUGCAGCUCAGCUUUCAUAUAAAACAAACACGAACACAGGUUUCUUGGAUCCUUUAGAUCCACUACUUAGUUCAUCCUCAGCUCCAGCAAAAUCUGGAACUCAAGGUACUGCUGAUGACCCAUUAGCUGAUAUUUCUGAAGUUUUAAAUACAGAUGAUGACAUUCUUGGAAUAAUUUCAGAUGACCUAGCAAAAUCGGUUGAUCAUUCAGGUCUUGAUUUAUGCACUUUCCAGGUUGAGAGCUCACCUUUUCCAUUUGAUAUUGGUCCCAUCGCUGAUGAUCCUUCCUCUUUGCCUCAGCCAAGUGUCAAUCAGAAUUCACGACCAUUAAGCGAAGAGCAACUAGAUGGGAUCCUCAGUCCAGAACUAGACAAAAUGGUCACAGAUGGUAAAAUAUUUGCCCUACAUCUAGGCUUUCUAAAAAACAUGAGAGCAAUUCUUGGGAAGUUAUAUAAAAUUCCAGAGCUUGGAGGAAAGGAUGUAGAAGACUUAUUUACUGCUGUACUUAGUCCUGUAACCACUCAGCCAGCUCCAUUACCACAGCCUCCCCCUCCAACACAGCUGUUGCCAAUACACAACCAGGAUGUUUUUUCACGGAUGCCACUCAUGAAUGGUCUUAUUGGACCCAAUCCUCAUCUCCCACAUAAUUCUUUGCCUCCUGGAAGUGGACUGGGAACUUUCCCUGCAAUAGCACAAUCGCCUUAUCCUGAUACCAGGGAUAAAAAUCCAGCAUUUAAUUCGAUGGCAAGUGACCCUAACAACUCUUGGACAUCAUCAGCUCCCACUAUGGAAGGAGAAAAUGAUACAAUGUCAAAUGCCCAGAGAAGUACAUUGAAGUGGGAGAAAGAGGAGGCUCUGGGUGAAAUGGCAACAGUAGCACCAGUUCUUUACACAAAUAUUAAUUUCCCAAACUUAAAGGAAGAAUUCCCAGAUUGGACUACUAGAGUGAAGCAAAUAGCUAAAUUGUGGAGAAAAGCAAGCUCUCAGGAAAGAGCACCAUAUGUGCAAAAAGCCAGAGAUAACAGAGCUGCUUUACGCAUUAAUAAAGUACAGAUGUCGAACGACUCCAUGAAAAGGCAGCAGCAACAAGAUAGCAUCGAUCCCAGCUCUCGUAUUGAUUCAGAUCUUUUUAAAGAUCCAUUAAAGCAACGAGAAUCAGAACAUGAACAGGAAUGGAAAUUUAGACAGCAAAUGCGCCAGAAAAGUAAGCAGCAAGCUAAAAUUGAAGCCACACAGAAACUUGAACAGGUGAAAAAUGAGCAACAACAGCAGCAGCAGCAGCAGCAGCAGCAGUUUGGUUCUCAGCAUCUCCUGGUGCAGUCGGGUUCGGAUACACCAAGUAGCGGGAUGCAGAGUCCCUUGACACCUCAGCCUGGCAAUGGAAGUAUGUCUCCUGCACAGUCAUUCCAUAAAGACCUGUUCACAAAACAGCCACCCAGUACCCCUGCAUCUACAUCUUCAGAUGACGUGUUUGUAAAACCACAAGCUCCACCUCCUCCUCCAGCUCCAUCGCGGAUUCCAAUUCAGGAGAAUAUUUCUCAGCCUCAGACUUCUCAGCCGCCUUCACCACAGAUGUUUUCACCUGGCUCCUCUAACUCCCGGCCACCGUCUCCAAUGGAUCCUUAUGCGAAAAUGGUUGGUACCCCUAGACCACCUCCUGGGGGUCAUAGUUUUCCCAGAAGAAAUUCUGCUGCACCGGUGGAAAACUGUUCUCCUUUAUCGUCAGUGUCUAGGCCCAUUCAAAUGAGUGAGUCAACAACAAAUAGGCCAUCCCCCAUCAGAGACUUAUGUUCUUCCUCCACAGCAAAUAGUGACCCCUAUGCAAAGCCUCCAGAUACACCUAGGCCUGUGAUGACAGAUCAGUUUUCCAAAUCUUUAGGCCUACCCCGGUCUCCUGUGGUUUCAGAGCAAACUGCAAAAGGUCCUGUAGCAGCUGGAACCAUCGAUCACUUUACUAAACCGUCUCCUAGGGCAGAUGUGUUUCAGAGACAAAGGAUACCUGACCCAUAUGUACGACCCUUGUUGACAUCUGCACCUCUUGAUAGUGGUCCUGGACCUUUUAAGACUCCAAUGCAGCCUCCUCCAUCCUCUCAGGAUGCUUAUGGAUCAGUGUCACAGGCGUCAAGACGAUUGCCUAUUGACCCUUAUGAAAGGCCUACUUUGACACCAAGACCUCUAGAUAAUUUUUCUCACAGUCAGUCAAGUGAUCCAUAUAGCCAGCCUCCUCUGACUCCACAUCCGGCAAUGAAUGAAUCUUUUGCCCAUCCUUCAAGGGCUUUUCCCCAGCCGGGAACUAUAUCAAGGCCCACAUCUCAGGAUCCAUAUUCCCAACCCCCAGGAACUCCAAGACCUGUUGUAGAUUCUUAUUCCCAACCCUCAGGAACAGCUCGGUCCAAUACAGACCCUUAUUCUCAACCUCCUGGAACUCCCCGGCCUACCCCUAUUGACCUAUAUAGUCAGCAGCCUCCAACCCCAAGACCAUCUACACAAACCGACUUGUUUGUUACGUCUGCAACUAAUCAGAGGCACUCUGAUCCAUAUGCUCAUCCUCCUGGAACACCAAGACCUGGAAUUUCUGUUCCUUACUCUCAACCACCAGCAACACCAAGGCCAAGGAUUUCAGACGGUUUUACUAGGUCUUCAUUGACAAGACCAACCCUCGUGCCAAAUCAGGAUCCUUUCCUACAAGCAACACAAAAUCGAGGACCAUUGGUAAGGCCCCCUGAUACGUGUUCCCAGACACCUAGGCCACCUGGACCUGGUCUUCCAGACACAUUUAGCCGUGUUUCUCCGUCUGCUGCUCGUGAUCCCUAUGAUCAGCCUCCAAUGACGCCACGAUCCCAGUCUGACUCUUUUGGAGCAAGUCAAGUUGCUCAUGAUGUUGCUGAUCAGCCGAGACCUGGGUCAGAGGGGAGCUUCAGUACAUCUUCAAACUCUCCAAUGAAUCCUCAAGGCCAGCAGUUUUCUGGUGUCUCCCAACUUCCUGGACCUGUACCAACAUCAGGAGUAACUGACACGCAGAAUACUGUAAAUAUGUCUCAAGCAGAUACAGAGAAGUUGAGACAGCGGCAGAAGUUACGUGAAAUCAUUCUCCAGCAGCAACAGCAGAAGAAGAUUGCAGGUCGACAGGAGAAGGGGUCACAGGAUUCACCAGCGGUGCCUCCUCCGGGGCCUCUUCAGCACUGGCCACCCGAGAAUACCAACCAGGCUUUCACUAGACCCCCACCUCCCUAUCCUGGGAACAUUAGGUCCCCCAUUGUCCCUCCUUUAGGACCUAGAUAUGCUGUUUUCCCAAAAGAUCAGCGCGGACCCUAUCCUGAUGUUGCUAGUAUGGGAAUGAGACCUCAUGGAUUUAGAUUUGGAUUUCCAGGAGGUAGUCAUGGUACCAUGCCAAGUCAAGAACGCUUUCUUGUGCCUCCUCAGCAAAUACAAGGAUCUGGAGUUCCUCCACAGCUGAGAAGAUCAAUGUCUGUAGAUAUGCCCAGGCCUUUAAAUAACUCACAAAUGAGUAAUCCAGUUGGACUUACUCAGCAUUUUCCUCCACAGAGUCUACCAGUCCAGCAACACAACAUACUGGGCCAAGCAUUUAUUGAAUUGAGGCACAGGGCCCCUGAUGGAAGGCCACGGCUGCCUUUUAGUGCUGCUCCUGGCAGCGUAGUAGAAGCGCCUUCUCAUCCAAGACAUGGCAACUUCAUGCCCCGGCCGGACUUCCCCAGCUCUAGGCACACAGACCCAAUAAGACGACCUCCCCAGGGUCUACCUAAUCAGCUACCUGUGCAUCCAAAUUUGGAACAAGUGCCAUCAUCUCAGCAAGAGCAAGGACAUCCUGUUCAUUCAUCUUCUGUGGUCAUGAGGUCUCUCAGUCAUCCGUUAGGUGGUGAAUUUUCAGAGGCCUCUAUGUCAACAUCUACACCAGCUGAAACAACAUCUGAUAAUAUACAGAUAACCAGCCAAUCUUCUGAUGGUCUAGAAGAAAAACUCGAUUCUGAUGACCCCUCUGUGAAAGAACUGGAUGUUAAAGACCUUGAGGGCGUCGAAGUCAAAGACUUAGAUGAUGAAGAUCUUGAAAAUUUAAAUUUAGAUACAGAGGAUGGCAAGGGAGAUGAGUUAGAUACCUUAGAUAAUUUGGAAGCUAAUGAUCCCAACCUAGAUGACCUCUUAAGGUCAGGAGAGUUUGAUAUCAUUGCAUAUACAGAUCCAGAACUUGACCUAGGAGAUAAGAAAAGUAUGUUUAAUGAGGAACUAGACCUUAAUGUUCCAAUUGAUGAUAAGUUAGAUAAUCAGUGUGUAUCUGUUGAGCCCCCCAAAAAGGAACAAGACGACAAAACUGUGCUGCUCUCUGAUAAACACUCUCCACAAAAAAAAUCCACUGUUACCAGUGAGGUAAAAACAGAAGUGCUUUCUCCAAAUUCUAAAGUGGAAUCCAAAUGUGAAAUUGAACAAUGUGAUGAGAGUAAAGAUAACACUGACACUCCCCACUCCCAGGCUUCUCCUCACCAAAAUCUAGAUGAUGGAGAAAAGAAUUCUUUGCAGCCUUCUGAUGCAGAUCUACUUGAGAAAGGAACUAAUCAAGAAACUGCUGGCUCCAAUGAAAGUGUCAUUGAAGGAUCCCCUCAGCUGCCUGCUCAAGAUGUAACAAACUCUUGUGGCAUAACUGGAUCAACUCCAGUUCUCUCAAGUUUACUGGCUAAUGAAAAGUCUGAUAAUUCAGAUGUUAGACCAUUGGGUUCUCCAACACCAACUCUGCCAGCCUCACCAUCCAAUCAUGUGUCAAGUUUGCCUCCUUUAAUAGCACCACCCGGCCAUGUUUUGGAUAAUACCAUGAAUUCUAAUGUAACAGUGGUCUCUAGGGUAAACCAUGCUUUUUCUCAGAGUGUGCAGGUAAAUCCAGGAUUCAUUCAGGGUCAGUCAACAGUUAACCACAAUUUGGGGACAGCAAAACCUACAAAUCAAACCAUGCCUCUAACAAAUCAGUCUGGUACCAAUGGCAUGUCUGGACCCCAACAGCUAAUGAUUCCUCAGACAUUAGCCCAGCAGAAUAGAGAGAGGCCCCUCCUUCUAGAGGAACAGCCUCUACUUCUACAGGAUCUUUUGGAUCAAGAGAGGCAAGAACAGCAGCAGCAAAGACAGAUGCAAGCCAUGAUCCGUCAGCGGUCAGAACCGUUCUUCCCCAAUAUUGAUUUUGAUGCAAUUACAGAUCCUAUAAUGAAAGCCAAAAUGGUGGCCCUUAAGGGCAUAAAUAAAGUGAUGGCACAAAACAAUCUGGGCAUGCCCCCAAUGGUGAUGAGCAGAUUCCCCUUUAUGGGCCAGCCGGUGGCUGGGACACAGAAUAAUGAAGGCCAGAAUCUUGUACCACAGGUCAUUCCUCAGGAUGGCAGUAUAACACAUCAGAUUUCUAGGCCUAAUCCUCCAAAUUUUGGUCCAGGCUUUGUCAAUGAUUCACAGCGAAAGCAGUAUGAAGAAUGGCUUCAGGAGACCCAACAACUUCUUCAGAUGCAGCAGAAAUAUCUUGAAGAACAAAUUGGUGCACACAGAAAAUCUAAGAAGGCCCUGUCAGCUAAACAACGCACUGCCAAGAAAGCUGGGCGUGAAUUUCCAGAAGAAGAUGCAGAACAACUCAAGCAUGUUACUGAACAGCAAAGUAUGGUUCAGAAACAGCUAGAACAGAUUCGUAAACAACAGAAAGAGCAUGCUGAGUUAAUUGAAGAUUAUCGGAUCAAACAGCAGCAACAGCAACAGCAAUGUGCAAUGGCCCCACCUGCCAUGAUGCCUGGUGUUCAGGCCCAGCCACCCCUAGUUCCAGGUGCCACUCCACCCACCAUGAGCCAGCCUACCUUUCCCAUGGUGCCACAGCAGCUUCAGCACCAGCAACACACAGCAGUCAUUUCUGGCCACACCAGCCCUGCUAGAAUGCCCAGCUUACCUGGAUGGCAAUCCACUAGUGCUCCUACUCACCUCCCCCUCAAUCCUAGGAUGCAGCCCCCAAUUGCCCAGUUACCAAUAAAAACUUGCACACCAGCACCAGGGGCAGUGUCAAAUGCAAAUCCACAGAGUGGACCACCACCUCGGGUAGAAUUUGAUGACAACAACCCCUUUAGUGAAAGUUUUCAAGAACGGGAACGUAAGGAACGUUUACGAGAACAGCAAGAGAGACAGCGAAUUCAACUCAUGCAAGAAGUAGACAGACAGAGAGCUUUGCAGCAGAGGAUGGAAAUGGAGCAGCAUGGCCUGGUAGGCUCAGAGAUUAGUAGGACGUCUGUAUCCCAGAUUCCCUUCUACAGUGCUGACCUACCUUGUGAUUUUAUGCAGCCGCCAAGACCCCUGCAGCAGUCUCCACAACACCAACAGCAGAUGGGGCAGGUUUUACAGCAUCAGAAUAUGCAACAAGGAUCUGUUAAUUCGGCCUCCACCCAGACUUUAGUGCAAACCAAUGAGCGGAGGCAGGUAGGACCUCCCCCCUUUGUUCCUGAUUCCCCAUCGAUUCCUGUUGGAAGUCCAAAUUUCCACUCUGUUAAGCAGGGACAUGCCAGCUUCCAGCAGUCCCCAGUGAGGCCUCCCUUUACACCUGCUUUACCAGCAGCACCUUCAGCAGCUAAUAGCAGUCUGCCAUGUGGCCAGGACCCUGCUGUACCCCAUGGACAGAAUUAUCCAGGAUCAACCCAGUCUCUCAUUCAGUUGUACUCUGAUAUAAUCCCAGAAGAAAAAGGGAAAAAGAAAAGAACAAGAAAAAAGAAAAAAGAUGAUGACACAGAGUCCAAGGCGCCAUCAACUCCCCAUUCAGAUAUAACUGCUCCACCAACUCCAAGCAUCUCAGAAACUACCUCUACUCCUGCAGUUAGCACACCUAGCGAGCUUCCUCAACAAGCAGAGCAAGAGUCAGUGGAGCCGGUGGGCCCGUCGACUCCCAAUAUGGCGGCAGGUCAGCUGGGUGCAGAAUUGGAGAGCAAACUGCCCAGUAGUGAUUUUUCACAAGGAACUCCAAAUCAACACUCUUAUGCAAAUUCCGAGGUGGAGAAGCUCUCCAUGGAAACCCCUGCCAAAACCGAAGACAUAAAACUAGAAAAGACUGAGACAGAGUUGAGCCCAGGCCAAGAGGAAGCUAGAUUGGAGGAACAAACUGGUAGUAAGGUAGAAGAAAAUGUAGUAUCCUGUCCUGUCUCCUCAGCACAGAGUCCUCCACAUUCUGUCGUGGCCCCUGCUGCUAAAGGAGAUUCAGGGAAUGAACUUCUGAAACACUUGUUGAAAAAUAAAAAGUCAUCUUCCCUUUUAAAUCAAAAACCUGAAGGCAGUUUUUGUUCAGAAGACAACUGUACAAAGGAUAAUAAGCUAGUUGAGAAGCAGAACCCAGCUGAAGGAUUGCAAACUUUGGGGGCACAAAUGCAAAGUGGUUUUGGAUGCGGCAACAACCAGUUGCCAAAAACAGAUGGAGGAAGUGAAAUCAAGAAACAGCGAAGCAAACGGGCUCAGAGGACUGGUGAGAAAGCAGCUCCUCGCUCAAAGAAAAGAAAAAAGGACGAAGAAGAGAAACAAGCUAUGUACUCUAACUCUGACACGUUUACCCACUUGAAACAGCAGCUCUCUCUGCUCCCUCUAAUGGAACCAAUCAUUGGAGUGAACUUUGCGCACUUUCUUCCUUAUGGCAGUGGCCAAUUUAAUAGUGGGAAUCGACUUCUAGGAACUUUUGGCAGUGCUACCCUUGAAGGGGUUUCGGACUACUAUUCUCAGUUGAUCUACAAGCAGAAUAAUUUAAGUAAUCCUCCAACACCCCCUGCCUCUCUUCCUCCUACACCACCUCCUAUGGCUUGUCAGAAGAUGGCAAAUGGUUUCGCAACAACUGAAGAACUUGCUGGAAAAGCCGGAGUGUUAGUGAGCCAUGAAGUUACCAAAACUCUGGGACCCAAACCAUUUCAGCUUCCGUUCAGACCCCAGGAUGACUUGUUGGUCAGAGCUCUUGCUCAAGGCCCCAAGACCGUUGAUGUUCCAGCCUCACUCCCAACACCACCUCAUAACAAUCAAGAAGAAUUAAGGUAGAGGCUCCCUUUUUCUCAAG